Molecule: messenger RNA, 861 nt
Organism: Lathyrus oleraceus (garden pea)
Lineage: Eukaryota; Viridiplantae; Streptophyta; Magnoliopsida; Fabales; Fabaceae
Exons: 2
Coding region: 1-861 (286 amino acids)
Source: RefSeq, a predicted model, not a curated record
AUGAAGGAAAACGAGAAGAUACCUUAUUACAGCUCUAGAGAGAUUUUGAUAACCAAUAAGAUGAAAUCUUAUGGAGAAACUUUGUCAGAACAAGUAAUCAUUGGGAAGGUACUGAGAUCUCUUAUUCCUCAAUUUGAUUACAUUGUUGUAAAAAAUGAACAUUCUAAAGACCUAAGCACCAUGAGGAUUAAAGAGCUACAAAGUAGUCUAGAGACACAAGAGUUACGUCUGACUGAGAGAACCUCUGAAAGAGAGGUAGGGCAGGCUCUGAAGGAGUCUUCUGGGAAUAAGAGUCAGAAGUGGUCUUUGUUAGAAGACAAGAAGAGACAUAGUGGUGGUUUGCAGAAGUCAAAAGCCUCCAAUUCUGAUGAGAAGAAACAUCGGAAAGGAAAGGAGAUGUUUGACAAGAAGAAGGUUCAAUGCUACUGUUGUAAGAAUUUUGGCCACUAUCCUGCUGACUAUUGGUUGUAUAUGGAAACUGGUUUCUCAAAUCACCUAAUUGGAAACAAACAAUGGUUGGUUGGUUUUGACUCUAGAAAGAGGACAAAGAUCACAUGUGGUGAUGAUAAAUACCUCAACACUGAAGGUAUGGGAAAUGUUAAAGUCAAAGUGAAGAAUGGUAAAAUUAUUCUGAUAAAGGAUGUUUGGUAUGUUCCUGGCAUGAAAAGCAAUCUGAGGAGUGUAGGUCAGCUCAUUGAGAAAGGUUUCCCAGUUGCUAUGAAAAAAAAUAUCUUGAAGUUGUAUGAUUUUGAUCAGAAGAUGAUUAUGCAAUUUGAGCAAGGAAGUAACAGAACACUCAAGGUGAAUAUGGAGACAACUGAAACCAAAUGCCUUAAUGCACAAGAGAUUGAGGCAUCUUGA